AUUAAAAUCAACUUUCGAUCGACGGAAGUGAUACGACCGGUGCUACAGUACCUGUACGCGUCUCAAGCGGAUCCAUUUGCACCUGUUCUACAGUAUCCGGUCAUACUUCAUGCUAAUGUUUUUCGAUCAGCGAGAAGUGCGGAGAAUGUCGUUGAUCCGUCGUCCUUCGUCGAUCGAGCACGUCGCCUCUUCCCAGAUGCGACACUUUCGCUAACUUGGAGACAACUGUUCCAAAUUCUCGAGUAUAUCGCCCGUCUCGACCAGCCCGUGAUGUUAUCUGUUCGUUUGUCUGUGGCUUCCAAUUCCAAGGAUCAACUGUUGUGGUUACUUGGGAUGGACAAAGCUGUGUCUCUUCUUAUCUGGAGUGACGAAGACGACACGGACAUUGAUUGGGCGUCUGUCGUAGAAAUUCGUCGAUUGGCCACGAAAAAUCGAGUACUGUACGAUUUGUUGCCACGUCACCGAGAAAUCAUUCAGCGGAUACCCAUCCAGCCAGUGAUAGUG
This is a messenger RNA of Ostertagia ostertagi, 504 nucleotides long. Lineage: Eukaryota; Metazoa; Nematoda; Chromadorea; Rhabditida; Trichostrongylidae. The record is from the annotation of a GenBank genome assembly.